Sphaeroforma arctica JP610 is the source of this 165-nucleotide messenger RNA. RefSeq lists its product as hypothetical. Lineage: Eukaryota; Ichthyosporea; Ichthyophonida. The transcript has a single exon. The record is from RefSeq and is a predicted model, not a curated record. Bases 1 to 165 code for a protein of 54 amino acids.
AUGUCAGAAGCCAACGUACAGCUGGACUGCACCGUGUACGCUGUGUUCAUUGCCUCUGAGGAGAGCCCUACGCCUGGCGUGGGCGUGGAUGUGAUGCUGGAGAAGGGCGAAUUGGACAUGAUCAAGACUGGUCCCGUAUGUGACGUUUGUGUGACAUUUACGUGA